AUGUACACUAACAAUGCAAUUUCUCUCCUGUCUAGGUGCUUGGUUGCCAUGAUGGAGCGCUAUUUCCCUCGUAACUAUCUUGGCAAGGGACUAAUAGGUGCCCAAGUCGACCAACUAGUGCUGAAAGAAAUAAUUCAGGAAAAGCUUCCCAACCUGGCUGAGCAUCUAAACAAGAUGAAUGUCGACAUAUCAACGAUAACACUCAACUGGUUCAUCGCGAUCUUUAUCGAAGCGCUUACUUUUGAUGUGAGUAAAAACUAG
This is a messenger RNA of Protopolystoma xenopodis, 261 nucleotides long. The record is from the annotation of a GenBank genome assembly. Lineage: Eukaryota; Metazoa; Platyhelminthes; Monogenea; Polystomatidea; Polystomatidae.